AUUGCAGAUUAUGCCACUGCCUUCACUGUAGAGAACUGGGAAGGAGAAACCCUUGCACUCCCAUGAUUUUCUCUCAUUUUCUUCCCGUUUCCCUCUCUUUCUCUGCAUCCUAACAGAGCUUUUUCUUUUUAUUUUUUUAGGGUUUAUGACUUUCGGCUAACUUUCUUCCACGAAGCCUAAACCCCUACUUCGCUUCCCCGGAUUUGCAUUCCCAUUCUCUACCUAGUUGUUCAAACCAGUCAAGAACUGCAAAAGAAAUCGAUUCGUAUCGAUUGACACAAGAAAUAAGAAACCAAAAAUGCGAAUUGUUCACCAAAUUAUAUCUCAACUCUCCGCCGCUUCGCCGUGCGCAAGGGCAGCGAAAUUUCUCCCAAAACCCACAUCGGGAAAUGCCCCGAGAAUCGCGUCGUUCAACCAGUCGGUCUCUCGAGCAUUCUCGGCUGCGCCUAGCGGCGGCGGAAGCGGAAAAGACGACGACUGGGGUAAAAGCAUCGGCGGCAAUGCGGCGGAUGAUUUGGGUUGGGACGUUGCGUCGUCAUGGUCGACGGGACUGACCAAGGAGCAUUUUGAUGGGGAAGCAGUUGGGCAUCAGGUUGGUUCGAGCGGGAGCGGUGGUGGUGGCGGUGGCGUUGGCAUUGACGCCGUCGCCCAGCGCUCUACGGCGGUUGGCGGUGGCGAAGAGGUGGAUAAUGACUUGAAGGAAUUGGAUGAAGAGAAUAAGAAGGGUAGAGCGUUUGUGGAGGGUUGGGGGGAGAGGAUGAGGGAAAUGAGCGUGUUGUUGAAGCAGGUGAGGGAGCCUGGGGUGAGAGGGUCGUAUUUGAAGGAUUCAGAGAAGUCGGAGAUGUACAGGCUGCACAAGGCAAAUCCAGAAGUGUAUACUGUCGAGAAGUUGGCGAAGGACUAUAGGAUUAUGCGGCAGCGAGUGCACGCCAUUCUUUGGUUGAAGGAGCUUGAGGAGGAGGAGGAGAAGAAGUUCGGCCCUCUUGAUGACUCAGUGGAGCUCUUGCUCGAUACAUGUCCAGAAUUUUUUAACUCUCAUGACAGGGAAUUCCAUGUGGCAUCCCUUCCAUACAAACCUGAAUUCAAGGUUAUGCCAGAGGGUUGGGAUGGCACCACCAGAGACCCAGAUGAGGUUCAUUAUGAGAUAUCUAUGAAGGAAGAUGAAAUGUUAUAUCAAGAAUUUGUGCAAAGGAUGAACUUCAACAAGAAAAAGAUGGCAGGAGAGGUCAAGUGCCACAAAUAUAGCAGGAGGCGUCCUUCGGAUGGAUGGAGUUUUACAGUUGAGAAAAUGGGGCCUCGUGGGAAGCGUGGAGGUGGCGGUGGUUGGAAAUUUGUGAGCUUACCCGACGGCUCCAGCAGAGCCUUGAACGAAAUGGAAAAAAUGUAUGUGAAGAGGGAGACUCCUCGCCGCCGACGCAAGAUUUUCCCUUGAUGACUCUCAUUGCUGUAUUUUCCCCUCCUCAAGGGCAAGCAUAGAACUGGCUUUGCUCUUAGCAAACAGCUGCAAAGAUUCCAGUUAAAAGUGGGGAUAUUUUGUCUUUGAUAUUUUGCAAUUGUAUGGAAUAGGGAUUUUUGUCAAUCUGUUAUACUCCCUGUUUCUAGAUGUGUUUUUUUUUUUCCUUUUGAUCCUCUGUUGUAGUGCACAAUUAUAGCCUUGCAUCGUUUGGUUCAGUUGUAGGUUUAAGUUUUGAGCUAUUUGGAAGCUCUCGAAACUCCGAAAAGUUUUAGUUCUUUUAACCUAUUGUAGAAGGGGCUAUGUUCUCUCAGGAGGUGAGACUUCUUGAACGGAUCAAUGUAAAUUUACAGGCCUCUGGGUACCUUAUCAUAUGUAAAUCCCCUUUUGUACCAGUUAAUCAACAUUCUCCUGGUCUAAAA
Molecule: messenger RNA, 1875 nt
Organism: Malania oleifera
Lineage: Eukaryota; Viridiplantae; Streptophyta; Magnoliopsida; Santalales; Ximeniaceae
Product: protein GAMETE CELL DEFECTIVE 1, mitochondrial
Exons: 3
Coding region: 299-1432 (377 amino acids)
Source: RefSeq, a predicted model, not a curated record